GCCUCCUCGAGCCAGGUAUUUAAAAGGUCGGAGUGCCAACGCGGACUGCUCUGCUGUUCUCACACUGCGAGGGAGGGAGGAGAAGCUGUCCACCAUGCUUCUGAAGUCCUUAGUGUCCCUGUGCGUCCUGGCUGUGGCUGCCUUGGCUGUCCCCGCUCAGGAGAAGCGCGUCCAUCACCAUGGUGAUCUGAGCGAGCGUCCCCAUGACGACGCUCACGGCUUCCAGUACGACCACGAGGCCUUCCUCGGGAAGGAGGAGGCCAAGACCUUCGACCAGCUGACCCCCGACGAGAGCAAGGACAAGCUAGCGAAGAUCGUGGAGCGCAUCGACAUGGACCAGGACGGCUACGUCAGCCACGCAGAGCUGCACUCGUGGAUCAGACACCGGCAGCGACGGUACAUCCAGGAGAACGUGGACAAACACUGGAAGGACUACGACAAAAACCAGGACGGGAAGAUAGCCUGGGACGAGUACAAAAACACCACCUACGGAUACUAUCUGGGUGAAGAGUUUGACGACGUUGACGACAAGGAGACCUAUAAGUCCAUGCUGAGGCGGGACGAGAGACGCUUCAGGACAGCGGACCGAGACGGCGACAAGAUCGCCACACGCGAGGAGUUCACUGCCUUCCUUCACCCGGAGGAGUAUGAUUACAUGAGAGACGUGGUGGUGCAGGAAACUGUGGAAGACAUCGAUAAGAACGGCGAUGGCAAGAUCAACAUAGAUGAAUACAUCGGCGACAUGUUCACCCCCGAGGAUGGGGAGAGCGAGCCUGACUGGGUCCACACAGAGAGGAAACACUUCUCAGAGUUCAGAGACGCCAACAAGGAUGGUUACCUGGAUGCAGCUGAGGUGGCCAACUGGGUUCUGCCCGGAGAGGUGGACCAUGCUGACAAUGAAGCCAAACACUUGAUCCACGAGACGGACACCAACAAGGACGGCCGGCUGACUCUCUCUGAGCUGCUCGACAACAUGGACUCCAUCAAGUCCAGCACCAUCACCGACUAUGGAGGCAUGAGGGUCGACGAGCACGACGAACUGUGAGAAAUGUCCCACAGCACACCAGGAACACCUGUCAUCAUGUGCAUGUGAUCUGCAAAUACCACCCCCCCCCCCAAACCCUCCAGACUUCCAAUCUCUGAAACUACUUCCAAUAAAAACAACCAGCUAUGGGUUCCAUAUGAUUAACGUUUAAUGGAAAUGACUUGAAACUCUCUUGAAGUGAUCUUAACAGCUGACAUCAUGUCUACCUAACACUUUGGUCAAAAUAACGUGACAUCAUUGUGUUGAAUGCACAAUGUCACG
This is a messenger RNA of Sander lucioperca (pikeperch), 1306 nucleotides long. It is a transcript of the gene rcn3, whose product is annotated as reticulocalbin 3, EF-hand calcium binding domain. Lineage: Eukaryota; Metazoa; Chordata; Actinopteri; Perciformes; Percidae. The transcript is spliced from 8 exons. Bases 95 to 1045 code for a protein of 316 amino acids. The record is from RefSeq and is a predicted model, not a curated record. Gene Ontology annotation, cellular component: endoplasmic reticulum. Gene Ontology annotation, molecular function: calcium ion binding.